AUGUUUGAUGAUUGUGCAGCAACCACAAAAAUGAAUAGUGAUGAAAGUAAAGGGGAUUAUGCUAUUUGUAAUAGCAAGCUAGAUAACAAAUGCUUUAUAGCAUGGAGUCCUUUAGAAGAAAACAAGUGCUUAUUUAAACAUAGAUAUGUUUCAUGCAGUAGAUCGGUCCCACGUAAAAGCAAACGUUUUAUUCGAUAUAAAAUAAAUAGAUCUUUAAAUUUUGAUGCAACUGUUCAUAAUUCUAGUUCAGAGAACAGUUCUUUCGAAGAAAACAAACAUCUAACACGGUCUGCCAAAAUAAUGAGAGCUUUAGAUUUUAAUAGCAGUCCUGCUUAUUAUGGAAAAACAAAAAUAAAGAAAUCGUUAAAUUUCAAUUUAACUCCUAGCCCAAAGAGGUUUACACCUGUAAGGAAAAGUAUACGAAAAUCUUUAAGUUUGAACUUCAAUUCUCUUUUGUCUGUUCCUAACAAAUUUUUAAACUAUGAUGACAACCCAAGUGAUUCUGCGAAUAGUAGUUUAAUAUUUUCAUCUUCUGAAUCUAUUGAUGAAAAUCAGAAUGAAACACCAUUACAACAAGAUACAAAGGAACAUGAAAUGCUACAUUAUUCUACACCUAAUGCAAAAUUAAGCAGGAAAUCACAAUGUUCAGCUAGUUUUAGACCAUUAUUACGUAGUCGACUGAAAGAAACUAUUGAUAAUAUUGUGUAUGUGACAGCAACACCUACUUCACAAUCAUUAAAACGCAUUAAAAACAGGUCAAAAUGUACAAACGAUAUAGGAAUGAAUACUUCGAGAAACUUGUUUUACGAAUUUUACGACAAAGACGACGAUAGACCGUGCACACCUGAAAAUGUAAUUUGUAUAAUUCCGGAAAGUAUGAGUGCUAUUAAAAGAAGCCAUAAGAAGGAAAGGUCGUCGAGAUGGAGUGACCGUUGUGUAACACAAUUUCCAAGUAGCUUUACAAACGACGAGGACGUACUUCAAAAUAGAAAACAUGUCGAUCCAUUGCAAGAUUCUAAGUCGAAUGUGAAUCUGCAUACUAAUAAAAAUUCGAACUGUAAAGAAUUAGCGUUAAGUCGUUCUGAAGAUGAUAUGUCAGACACUGGUUCACUCUUUGACUAUACAGAAGAACAGGAAAAUGUUGUAGAAGAAUCUAAGAAUAUAUUUGAAAAUAUCAAAGUAAAAACAGAAGAAAAUGCAGAAAGUUUUUCGGAAAUUGAAGAUUUAAGUAAAAAUGAUUUACUUCAAGACAGUAACAGCACUAAUGCAAAUAAUUUAUCCAAUCGAAAUAUCGAUUUAAUAGCUGAUGAUAAGAGAUCGGUAACUCCAGAAUUAGUGGCAGAAGUAGCAUUAGAACUGCAAAAAUCAGUUACCCCCGAGAAUCAUAUAAAUAUUUUAGAAAGAAUUGCUAAGGAUUCUAUAAAAAACUCUCAUAAAAAACUUAAAGAUACUAACAAAAGGAGAUUAUUCAGUCCAAAAGUUCUACAAGGUAAACUUGAAGCUGCGGAAGAACAAGGGGGUACAAGAUGUUGGCAAAAUUUUGAACAGCACGAAGAUAUACAAGAUAAUAAAAUACCCGUAGAGCAGAAUUAUCUUGACGUAUUAAGAGGGGAACGUUCGUGUACCCCUGAGAAGGUAAAUUCUAGCAGACUUUUACUGACGCAAUUUAGUUCUGUUAAAAAAUCUCAUAAAAAAGACAAACAUAACAAAAUAUUGUCUGGGUUUUUAAAACGACAGGAAUAUUUUAAUAAAGAUAUGGAAUUGGUAAAAAUUUGCAAACAUAAAGGAUUUAAUAGUGAUUAUACAUCCGAAUGUAAAGGCAGUGCAGAAGAUUUUUCUUCGGAUUUAGAUGUCAGUACAAAUAUUGAAGACUCUGCCUUCUCGGUGGUACACGUUGACGCGAAUACGUCUUUGGAUAAAUUAUCUCCAAGUAAAAGGAAGAAAUCGCUGGAUAUAUCGGCAGAUUAUGAAACAAGCGUAUCAUGCAAUUCUGAAUUAGAAGAGUGCGAUACAUCGAAGGAGGAAUUUAAAAUUUUCACGCCUCUAAAAAGGAAAAGAUCUCUAAUUGCAUCUGCUGCUGCUAAAGAGCAUUUGAAUUUUUACGGCAUACCAUCUGUGAAAAUUGAACUUGCAGAAAAUGUUGUUGCGGAUAUUAGUUUAUCCCGGUGCUUGACACCUGUACCAAACUUUCAGAGCAAUUAUGUACAAACAGACGGAAAUAAUAUUAUAAAGGUGAUAAAAGCUAACAAUGACAACAACGAUAGCGAUGAUAACAACGGAGGAGAAACCCAUGAUUAUGGUUCUAAUGAUACAACGGGCAGGUCAACACCAAGAAAUAUGUCAACUACGGAAUUAUACGUUAAUUUGGAUUCAAUUAAAAAGUCGCAUAAAAAGAAUAAACGUGGGAAUAGUUCGCGAAAAGGUUUGAAUUUGUUCAGGAAUAAUUUUUGCACGGAAGAAGAAAACGAAAUGUCGACAGAAUGCACCGAAAGUGCUAUGCAUAGUGCAUCGGAGCUUUCAAACAACGAUAUAACGAGUAAAUCUAUCAACGAUAAAUCAAUCGAUUACGAUAGUACAGACGAUUCAACUAGUCUUGUUGUUAUUGACAAUGAGAAGUGUGCGAGUACUAGCAUGGAAAAUGAAUUGUUGAAUACGACUCCACCGAAUUGUUUGAAAACGAAAAGCUAUAUCAGACUGAUACAGGAUACCUCGAUUAAGCGAUCACAUAAAAAGGUUCGGGAUCAAAAGAAGCAGGAAAUAACGAUCGAGACAGACGAAUUAUCGGACGAUGGGUCCAUAUUUGGCGAAGAAGAAAAGUUAGAUUGUACUCAAGAUCUAUCUACGCAUCAUGAAUAAUCAUCUUGAUGAAAUGAAUCGCGGUGAGUGUAAACGCAUUAACUUACGUAUAUGUUCAACGCUUACAUUAACGUAUAUGAAAACUUUUGAGAACUUGCCGGAUACUUUCCUAUAG
Habropoda laboriosa is the source of this 2971-nucleotide messenger RNA. RefSeq lists its product as uncharacterized. Lineage: Eukaryota; Metazoa; Arthropoda; Insecta; Hymenoptera; Apidae. Bases 1 to 2856 code for a protein of 951 amino acids. The transcript is spliced from 2 exons. The record is from RefSeq and is a predicted model, not a curated record.